Molecule: messenger RNA, 1452 nt
Organism: Brachypodium distachyon (stiff brome)
Lineage: Eukaryota; Viridiplantae; Streptophyta; Magnoliopsida; Poales; Poaceae
Exons: 6
Coding region: 81-1169 (362 amino acids)
Cellular component (GO): Golgi apparatus
Source: RefSeq, a predicted model, not a curated record
AGGCCGGCCUUGCGCCUACAAACCCCCGCUGCAGGGCACGACGACGACUUCCCCAAGUUCGAGCCAUUCGCACCACCACCAUGGAAGGCCUCCAGCGCCGCCCCGCGGCGGCCGCGGCCAACGCGAGGGCGCAGCAGCCCCCGCCCGCCAUCCACUGCGACGUCGAGCCGGCGCCGCGGCCGUGGCCGGGGAUGCAGAUGCUGGCCAUCGCCGCCGUCCUCGUGCUCGGGGGCCUCCAGUUCCUGCCGGCCACCCACUUCCGCCACCCCGCCGACCCCGGCCGCAACUGGGUCCCCUUCGACCCCACGCGCCACCCCUUGGAUAUAUCUGGACGUAUAGAGAUCUUCUCUUGGAUAAGCUGUCUGGAUCUUCGUACUCUUGCUGUGCUGACGAACUCCACCCUGUCCAGCUCAAGUGAACCACAUGAUGUAUACUUCAAUUUCCUGAUACCUGAAGGAGGCAAUGACAAAUUGCCCUUCUACAAGAUAAAAUCAGUGUUACCUGAUUCAAAUAUUACUGUUACUAGUCAAAAGCAAAUCAAGGAUAAGCUAAAUGUGGCCACUCCAGAAGGAAACUUUUUUUGGUCAUUCCACAAUGAAUUAUCGUCAAUCAUUAUCGCAACAACUCAACCCUCAAAGAAGAGAUAUGUUUAUAUCUCAGCAGACUCAGUCAUAAAGGGCAAAAUUGAAGAGCUUGCUCGCAUUGAUUUAGGCAUUUAUGCCAUUGGUGCUGUUGAAGAUUGUAGCAAGCGUGUUGGCGACUACACCAAUAUGGAUGUUCUAAAUGCUGUUCAUAGGACAGCUCCAACAGGUUUGGCAUCUACAGAACCUUAUAACAAGGACACGUGCUUACUUGAUAUUGAUGUGCUUGUGGUGGAGCCACGCAAUCUCAAAAGAAAUACGAUUGACGCUAUCAAGGUGUGGGUCACAGGCCUUAGCCUAGCUAAUCCAAGGGAUGGCAUUCAGUUGGCGAUAACUCUGGCCUUCUAUGACAAUUAUCUAAAGCUACCUUCCAGCUGGAAGCGCGGAAAUGCUAAUGCGGACAUUCUCCACUACGACGGACCCAAGAAUGUUUGCUCUGCAGAUGGUCGUCAGCAUCAAGAACAAGGCUCUGGCGAGACCUGGCGGCAGUACCUUAGUGAGAAGUCCGACGCAAUGCUAAGCACCUGAGAAACUGCCCUUGGUCAUACGUCCUCCAUUGUGUGGUAGUGGAAGACGAGUAUUUGAUAGGGCUUUCAGGCUUUCAGGCUUUCAGGGGUAACACAGGAUAGAAGAUACGGGUUCCUCAUUAACCUGUCACACAUACCCGUGAAAGAUUGUGUUGUCUACCAAUUGAUCACUAAAUUUUUGUACUCAAUAGACUGAUUUUUUCAGCAAAGCCAACAAGCAUAGCGUUGCUCAACUUUCCUGUUUAUGCUCUAAUUGUUGAACUGAGUUCAUGUUGCUUUGACAA